Eriocheir sinensis (Chinese mitten crab) is the source of this 859-nucleotide messenger RNA. RefSeq names its product U-scoloptoxin(01)-Er1a-like. Gene Ontology annotation, molecular function: chitin binding. Lineage: Eukaryota; Metazoa; Arthropoda; Malacostraca; Decapoda; Varunidae. Bases 183 to 584 code for a protein of 133 amino acids. The record is from RefSeq and is a predicted model, not a curated record. The transcript has 3 exons. Gene Ontology annotation, cellular component: extracellular region.
ACUUCACCAACAAAAAAUCUCGUCCUGCCUCACCUCGCCGCGGCUGACAUGCACGCCAAGUCACCUCUCUUGUCCGGCCACCCUUGCAACCUUCCCCGCCAGGCGUCAGUCCAGCCACGCCACCCACCACCGAAGGCUUCACACCCAGACUCUCCAGAGACAUACAAGCUUUUAUCGUGACAAUGAAGAUGCUGACAGCCUUGGUGCGACUCUUGUUAGUGGCGGUGGCGAUGCUGGCGGUGGAAGUCUCUGGCAGGAUGGCAGGCCGCCUGCCAGGAGGCUUUGGUCAGCUAUCAUCAGACUUCAGCUGUAAUGACCGACCCUUUGGGUAUUACGCGGACGUGGGUCACGGCUGCCGCGCCUUCCACGUGUGCAUGCCCGUGUACGACGAGGACGGAGUGCUCGGCGAGGUGGCGCACUUUUCCUUCAUGUGUGGCCAAAGCGCCGUGUUCAGCCAAGACUCCCUCACGUGUGCGCACCCGACCGAGGCCUUGCCCUGCGAAGCGGCGGCCGCCCACUACGACCAGUCUAACGCUGAGUUCGGCAUCAUUCCAGAGGAAAACUUGAAAGUCACCCUCGAGUAGAUGAAGGGAACAGAAUGGAUAAGCCUCCUCUAUGUCAUGUGGUUUUGGGGUCUGGGCAGGAGGAUUCUGAAUGUAUGUCACUGAAGCUCCCAUUAGUGCCUUUCUAGUAGCCUCAAAUUACUGCUGUCAAUUACAUGUCACUAUCAUCCAAAACUAUGAAGGUAAACAGCCUCAUAUAUUUCAAUAUUACUAGAAAAUAAUAAAAAGUUGAGAAGAAAUAAUUUUAUUUUGUUAUAUUCUUUCGUAAUUGAAACAAUAAACUUUACCAUUCCUUU